Gossypium raimondii (Peruvian cotton) is the source of this 992-nucleotide messenger RNA. RefSeq lists its product as uncharacterized. The transcript has 2 exons. The record is from RefSeq and is a predicted model, not a curated record. Bases 55 to 576 code for a protein of 173 amino acids. NCBI's taxonomy places the organism in Eukaryota, Viridiplantae, Streptophyta, Magnoliopsida, Malvales, Malvaceae.
UCCCCUCUUCACUUUCCAACCUAAUCUACCCUCUUAGGGGCACCGCCUCUGCCUAUGUCCCCACCCCAACCACCGCCAUCGGCACCGCCCUUGCCACAACUGGAACCAUCAGAUCAUUCACCACAACUUCCGGCGUCGGCGGGGCUGAUGCCGCCGCCGGUUCCGCUUUACAAACAUCCAUCAUGGUCGCCAGACAUUUUCCGGGACGAAGCAUGGCUUAGAAGGAAAGGAAACAGCAAGAAAAGGAGAAGCAAGAGCGUAACAGAUGAAGACCUCGAUGAACUCAAGGCUUGUAUUGAGUUGGGAUUCGGCUUUGAUUCCCCUGAGGUGGAUCCACGUUUGUCCCAAACUUUUCCUGCUUUGGGUCUUUAUUAUGCUGUUAAUAAGAGCUACAACGACGCCAUCUCCAAGCCUUCCACCUCCCCUCCUUCAGUUGUAUCGGAUUGUGAUAGUAUUCCUUCCCCUAUUGGCAGCCCCCACGCCAUUGUUGGCCCUGGAGAUAAUCCGCGAACGGUGAAGACAAGGUUGAGGCAAUGGGCGCAGGUGGUUGCUUGUUCGGUGAGGCAAAACUCAUGAUGAUGGAUGUGUCCUAUAACUUGAUAAAGUACCAAGGGUUUCAAGAUGAAAUGAUAAGAAAUCAAAACCAAUGAAACCAGAGUCGUUAUGGAUGUAAAUCAAACACCAAACAUCUUUUUGUUUGGUAACUUGGGUUAGAAAAAUUAAAGAAAAGAAAUCAGAAAAAUCCACAAGUUACUGAAAAAGAAGAAAAAAAACACAACCCUGCUAGAUUGACUUUUCUUACCUUUAAUCACAGAAUUCUGCAAUGCUGUCGUAGUUUGAUUUAUGUUUUUUUCUCUUUUACUUUUCCUUAGUUUUGCCAAAUUUUACAAUAGUUUCAGUCUGAACAUGAUCUGCACAAAAAGAAGAAGGUGAAAACAUGUUUGCAGCUUGAUUCCUUCUGCAUCAAGAAAUUGUUUGCCCUCACUCUUUCA